Messenger RNA from Ilyonectria robusta, 591 nucleotides. RefSeq lists its product as uncharacterized. Bases 1 to 591 code for a protein of 196 amino acids. The record is from RefSeq and is a predicted model, not a curated record. The transcript has a single exon. NCBI's taxonomy places the organism in Eukaryota, Fungi, Ascomycota, Sordariomycetes, Hypocreales, Nectriaceae.
AUGGCGGCGAGGGGCUUGACAGCGCGGGCGCGGAGGCCGGCGCGCAGGACGGGCGUGGUGCGCAGGAGGGUGGGCGACAUGGUGAUGGCGAUGAAGGUGUAUUUGGUCGACUUCCAAACUAUUGACGUGGGGGUUACUUGUCAGCCCGGCUCUAUAUCAACGAAUGGAAUCAAAGAAAAGAGAAUCAAUUGCCAGUUGGAUUCUACUUCAAUCGAUAUCCAAGGCGAGAUAGAAGGGAAACCAUACCGAUGGAGGCAGGAGGGCAACGAAGUGAUUUUAGAAACGUGGUGGUGCUCCGUCGGCAAUGAUGUCAAAAUAUCCAAGAUUCGGAAUUGGGGGAGGGAUCAGAAGAAAGCGGAUAUGCCGAGCUUGAUGAACUCAGCGUUUCGUCAUUCGCCUCGGGAGCUUGGACCACUUUUGGGUAUCUCACGGGGUUUGUGUGAGAGGAACCCACACAGGACUGGUCAAAACGUGGGCCUGAACAAACAGGUCCGGAAGGGCCAGACGUUCAGUAAACGCCGUAUUGGCGUCGAUGCAGCAUCGUGCAAGUUUGUUGUGUCUCUCUGUUGUAAUGAGGAUAUUGAGGAGUAG